Molecule: messenger RNA, 1422 nt
Organism: Dictyostelium discoideum AX4
Lineage: Eukaryota; Evosea; Eumycetozoa; Dictyosteliales; Dictyosteliaceae
Exons: 4
Coding region: 1-1422 (473 amino acids)
Biological process (GO): transmembrane transport
Cellular component (GO): membrane
Molecular function (GO): transmembrane transporter activity
Source: RefSeq, a predicted model, not a curated record
AUGCCACCAAAUAGUAAUUUAAAAUUUGAAGAUGAUAAAAUUAGGACAAUCGGUCCAGAAACCCCUUUAAUAAAAAAAGGGGUGGAAAAGGAUAAUGAUAAAAUUCCAUUAUUUAAACAUAAAUACUUAAAACAAACAAUUUUAUUAUAUAUUAUAUUUUUUAUUUGGGUAAUGUCAACCUUUUUAUAUGGUGUAAUUAUACCGAACAUGUUGGUUGAUUAUGUUGCAUAUAAAUUUCCAUCAUUUAAUUUUGAUGAUCAACAAUCAAAAGCAGCAUACUAUAAAUCUUAUUCAGAUGCUUUACCAAAUUUAACAAUGUUUAUAUUCGGUCCAUUAGUUGGUGUUUUAUCUGAUAGUUCAAUUAUGGAUAUGGCAUCUUGCUUUAUUUCAAUGUAUACUCAUAAUUUAGCAUAUUAUUAUGUAUUCCAUACAUUAGGUGGAAUUAAUGUUGUAAUGCAACCAGCAGUAUUUUCAUAUAUUGCAGAUAUUUUCGAUGAAGAUCAUGUUCCAAUUUUAUAUUCAUUUGCUGGUGCCUCUUUAGGAAUUGGUGUUGUAAUAGGUCCAUUAAUUUUUGUAUUUAUUAGUUCAUUAGGUAGUCAAUUUAUACCAUUAUAUGUUACUGGUGGUUUAAUGAGUUUAUGUUUUAUUGGUAUACCAUUCUUACCAGAGAGUCUUGAAAUUGCAAAAGAAAAUAAUAGAAUUCAAGAAACAAUUUCAACAUUCAAUCCAUUCAAAUUAAUUUAUAAUUUAUUAAAAUCAUCUGGUUAUAUUUUCUGGGUAGUUUUAGUAUUUGCUUCAAUUAAUUACACUGGUCAAGAUCUUAUUAAUGAUUAUUAUUUAUUUGCAUCAUUACUCUAUGAUUGGGGACCAACUCAAAAUGGUUAUUAUCUUGCUGCAUUAGGUACAACCAUUGUUAUCUGGGGUGCAUUUGUAAUUCCAUUAUUAUUAAAAUAUUUAUCACAAAGAAGAGUUAUUACAAUUGGAUAUUGUUGUAGUUUAUUAGCUCAUGUUAUGUUUGUAUUUGCUGGUAUUAAAGUUAAAUAUAAUUUUGUAAUUUUCUUAGUUGGUUCAAUAUUUGUUGGAUUCGUUCCAAACAAUAUGAACAUUAUUCAAGCAGUUAUUAGUGGUUGUACUCCUGCUAAUCUUCAAGGUUCAGUUUUAACUGGAGCCAAUGCAAUUGCUGGAUUAGCAAAUUUUGUAGGUAGUAUUGCUGCAAAUGAUAUUUUAAUGUAUUUCUCAUCACCAAAUGCUCCAAUAUUUUUCCCACCUGCAAUUUUCCUAAUAAAUGGUGUUGUUGUAUUAAUUACAUUAAUUUCAACCAUUUUAAUUUGGAGAGCAUAUAAAAAUCCACCAACAACUAAAAGUUUAAAUAAUGAAAAAGAUCAAAAACAAAUUCAAGAUUUAGAAAAUACAAUUAAUUAA